Amphimedon queenslandica is the source of this 5351-nucleotide messenger RNA. RefSeq names its product epidermal growth factor receptor-like. Gene Ontology annotation, molecular function: transmembrane receptor protein tyrosine kinase activity; ATP binding. Lineage: Eukaryota; Metazoa; Porifera; Demospongiae; Haplosclerida; Niphatidae. The coding region runs from base 97 to 5169 and encodes 1690 amino acids. The transcript is spliced from 26 exons. Gene Ontology annotation, biological process: positive regulation of cell population proliferation; negative regulation of apoptotic process; cell surface receptor protein tyrosine kinase signaling pathway. The record is from RefSeq and is a predicted model, not a curated record. Gene Ontology annotation, cellular component: plasma membrane; signaling receptor complex; basal plasma membrane.
UACAUGUCUAAAUUUCAUUUCCGCAUAUAAAAAUUUAUGCAAAUUAGCUGGGAGUGGGGUGUCAAGUCAUAUUAGCAGCAAUUCUGUGUGGUAAAGAUGCUCUCCUUCGGUGUCUCUCUCAUUUUUAUGCUCUUUGUGUGCAAUGCUCAAGUUAUUCCUGAUUGCCCGGAUAGAGGUGAAACAAUUUGCCUUGGUCACAGCACUAACAGGGUCUCUCAAAGCCAAGGAGGUACAGUCUCCAGUAUUCUUCAAGAUGCAUAUGAGCAGUUCUGUGGUUGUCGGUACAUUAAAGACAAUAUAGUGAUCCAAACAGGCCCUACUCUUGUUGAUGCUAACCAGACUCUAGUGGAGGCUAAUUUCUCAUUCCUUUACUAUGUAAAAGAGAUCAGUGGCUAUCUUGAAUUAAAUGGCAUACCAUCCAUUGAAAGGCUCUCUCUCCCUAACCUCAGAAUUAUACGUGGAAGAAAUUUACGUUCUGGACGUUAUAGCUUACUGGCAUUGGGAAAAAUACAAAAUCUUUAUAUGCCAAACUUGACUGAGAUCAGUCGAGGUGAUGUCUGGUUUAUUUCUAGGCUUAACCCUUACUUGUGUAAUACAAGGUCAAUUAAUUGGAUUGAUAUUGCCCCUUUUCCAGUUAUUGGUCAUCGACUCGAGACAAACGGUUGCAGUGAUUCUGAUAUAAUUAACUGUACUGCAUUGGGAUGCAGCUCAGGGUCCUGCUGGUGCAAUGAUACUGACUGCUGUCAAACAUUGUCAUUUAAUUGCAAUUGCAAUAACAAUCGUUGCUUCAGAAAUGGUCCAAACAUACAGUGUUGCAAUCCAGAGUGUGUUGCUGGUUGCAGUGAAGGUGGUAACAAUGAUCAAUGCAGGGCUUGUAAAAAUGUUUUGAAUGAUGGAGUCUGCCGGGAGAGAUGUCCUGAACAAUAUAUAAUUGAUCCUGAUACUCGUGCUGUCGUACUUAAUCCAGAAUUUAAGUUUGAAGCACAGCCACUUUGUGUCUCCACUUGCCCAGCUAUGCUGUUUGAGCUGGGGACUCAGUGUGUUGAGGACUGUCCUUCUAACUAUAUGUCUGUAUCUGGUGAUAAUGGAACUAUGAGAUGUGUUUUAUGUGAUGGGCCAUGUCCUCAGGAGUGUGCUGGUGGGGUAUUUGAUUAUGAUGUUCCUGGAAAGUUAUCUGGAUGUACUAUCAUUACCACUGAACUGAGGAUUUCAAGUGUACCACCAAAUUUAGAUCCAUCAAUAUUGAAUGAUCUUAAUGAAAUUAGAGAGAUUCGUGGCUCACUGGAUAUUAGUGGCUUUAAUAAAGAGACGUUUCCAUACCUCUAUAACUUGAAAACUGUUGGUAAUAAUGAUUCCAAUCAAGUGCUAUCACAGUCAUGCAAUGGGUCAAGUGACAGUUUCAAGUAUUCAAUCAUAAUAGCCGAUACUGAGUUGGUCAGCAUUGAUCUCUCAUCCCUGGAGGCUGUCAUCAAUGGAGGCGUUCGAUUGCAAAAUAAUCCUUCUCUCUGCUAUUUAGGAGAUUUGCGUUAUUAUCUGACAAAUUCAUCGGCAACAUCCUGUAUUUUGGAUGAUCACAGACAGAGCAUAGAAGAAUGUGUUGAAACAAACAUGACCUGCCAUCCUCAGUGCUCCUCUGCUUCUGGUUGGUGCUGGGGACCCAAUGACACUCAGUGUGUGACUUGUACUAACUUCAUCUUUAAUGGACAAUGUGUACCAACUUGUAAUGACUUUGAUGCCCACGGAGUUCACUUAUACGGCCAUAAUGCUAACAACACUUGCUUGGCUUGUCACUCAUUUUGUAGUGGCUCUUGUGUUGGAGAGGGUCCUGCCAAUUGUAGUAGCAGCUGUAAUACUAACUUUUUUGUCAAUGUCAGCGUUGGAGUGGGUAUACAGUGUCUUGAGUCCUGUGUUGGUGACACUUAUUUACCUGAUAGUCGCACUAGUGGUGAGUGCCUGCCUUGUUUUAGUGGCUGUAGCCUUGGCUAUGGCUGUGCUGGCCCUGGAAAGACAUUCAAUGACAGUAAUGGCUGUAUGGCAUGUGAUACCAUUUUACUUGAUAGAAAUGGAGACCAGAUUGAGUGUCAGAGGGAUGUAACCUGCCCUUCUGGCUAUUAUUGGGAGCAGCUGACAGAGGAUCGCGGUAUUUUCCUUACUGACACUGUUUUAUGCCACUCCUGUCAUGAGCUUUGUGCAACAUGCAGUGGGCCUUCAGUUAGCGAUUGUGUUUUAUGCUCAUACAUUAGGGGCACCAAUGGCUCCUGUGUUUUCAUGUGUGACCCAAUAAGAGAAACCGUUCCUAUGAAUGGCUCAUCACAGUGUAUCCCAGUUACUAUGGGUACAAUAGACCCAAGCAGUGCUGGUACUACAGGAGUAGUAAUUGGUUCAGCCUUAGGAGGGCUACUGCUAACUGCCCUUGUGAUCUUAAUCAUAGUUAUGCUAUUAGUGUUUGUACCAAGAGCAUUGAGAAAGAAAAAUAAAUAUAACCUCAAUGAAGUGUUUAGUAGUCCUGAAGAAUUGGAAUUGUUUACACUAGGAAAAGAGACACUUCAGCCUCCUAGAAUGGCUCCUAAUGCCACGAGGCUAAUAGUAGCCCCAGAAGAUGAGUUAGAAUUCGGCAAAGAGCUGGGCGCUGGAGCAUUUGGUACUGUCUAUGAAGGUUACUGGAAGCCAGCUAAUGACGAGAAUGAGUAUCACGUUGCCAUUAAAGUACUCAAGAACACAUCAGCAAGUGCUAGUAAGGAGCUACUACAGGAAGGCGUGGUAAUGGCCACUAUGGAUCACGAGAAUGUAGUCCGUUUGUAUUGCGUGUGCAUGAGUAAACAGCUCAUGCUAGUAUCACAGUUUGUGCCAUGUGGAGCUCUCAUUGACUAUAUUAAGAAGCAACAGGACAGACUCAAUGCCCAUACUAUCCUUCUAUUCUCAUCACAAAUUGCAAAUGGCAUGGCCUAUCUUGAGACUAAGCACCUUGUCCACAGGGACCUUGCUGCUCGUAAUGUACUGGUCCAGACUCCUGUGAAAGUUAAAAUAACCGACUUUGGUCUGACACGAAUUAUUGAAGCAAACCAAUCUCAUUAUGAAGCCACAACAUCAAAGAUGCCUGUUCGUUGGUUGCCACCAGAGAGCAUAAGGAACAGAGUCUUCACACACAAGACAGAUGUGUGGAGUUUUGGCGUCACCGUGUGGGAGAUACUGACAUUUGGUGCAAGGCCUUAUCAAGGUAAGAAGCCAUAUGAGAUCCUGAAGAUGCUGGAAGGUGGACACCGUUUAGAUCAACCAGUGACGUGUACAAUUGAUCUUUAUGCUGUGCUAUUGGAAUGUUGGCUUUUAGAGCCUGAUAGUCGACCCGAUUUUGUGGAUUUAGGACGUCGAUUUCAUGAAUUUAUGAACGAUCCUGCCCGUUAUGUACUAACAGUUCUUGAUGGUAACACAAGUGAUUAUUUGAUGCUACCCAGUAAUGUGAGUCAGCCUGGAGAUAAUGCUUAUGAGCAGCCAGUUACCAAUGAGACUUGUCCAAGUGCUGUUAGUAUUCAAGGAACACUACCUUCCAGUGAUAAUGCUGUUAAUCCUUAUGCCAUGGCAUUCAGUGCUGAGGCUUAUGUGAUGCACCCACCUGAUGCUACACCAGUAGUUUUUCCCACAAAGAAGUUGAAUGAUGGGCAAGAAUAUGAAGUACCUGUUGAAGGAUCUUCGCCAGUUGUUAAGGCACCAAGAUCACCAAGAUAUGUUGAUUUGUUGGUUCCAGCUAAACAAAGCAAUGAUUAUGUUGAUGAAAAGAUUAAGCUACUACCAAAUGAAGACCCAGACGAUGAUUAUACACUAAUGUCAGAUGUGGCAGCAAAUGCGCCUUCACAUUCUGCAGCCGAUAUUAUUGAAAACUAUGAAUUCUCAGAGAAUCCUCAGCCCCUUGGAUCUCCACUAUCACCUAAUGAUAAAAUGCCUUUAUUACCUAGUGCUAUGGGUGGGGGUGUCACUAAUCUGCUAUACGACAAUAAUGCUGGCAGCAGCGUCCCUGAGGUUCAUAAUUAUGAAGAUGUUGAAGAGGAGGUUAAUAAAGGUGGCUUAACCAAUCUAGUGUAUGAUUCAAGGGCUGGCGAGGCAGAGCCUCUUGUUCAUAAUUAUGAAGACAUGGAGGAUGAUCAAAAUGGUGUCACGAAUUUGAUGUAUGAUUCAAGAGCUGGCCAGGCAGCAAUACCCGCUGCUAAUAACUAUGAAGACAUGGAAGAUGAUCGUAAUGGCGUUUCCAAUUUGAUGUAUGACUCAAGGGCCGGCACUUCUUCAGUCAGUGCUGUACCAGAUGUUAAUAAUUAUGAAGAUAUUGAUGAGGAUGUUCCUAGUGGUGUUUCUAACGUCAUGUAUGACUCAAGGGCUGGUACUUCUACAGUUAAUGCUGUACCAGAUGAUAAUAAUUAUGAAGAUAUUGAUGAGGAUGUUCCUAGUGGUGUUUCUAACGUCAUGUAUGACUCAAGGGCUGGUACUUCUACGGUCAAUGCUGUACCCAAUGAUAAUAAUUAUGAAGAUAUUGAUGAGGAUGUUCCUAGUGGUGUUUCUAACGUCAUGUAUGACUCAAGGGCUGGUACUUCUACGGUCAAUGCUGUACCCAAUGAUAAUAAUUAUGAAGAUAUUGAUGAGGAUGUUCCUAGUGGUGUUUCUAACGUCAUGUAUGACUCAAGGGCUGGUACUUCUACGGUCAAUGCUAUACCAGAUGAUAAUAAUUAUGAAGAUAUUGAUGAGGAUGUUCCUAAUGGUGUCUCUAACGUCAUGUAUGAUUCUACAGCUGGUACUUCAAAAGUUCCUGAAACUCAUAACUACAAAGACGUUGAAGAUGUCAGCAAUCAACCUUUCUCAUUCUCUAACCUGAUGUAUGAUUCAAGAGCUGGAACGUCUACCAAUUUAGAUAAUUAUGAAGAAAUCGAUGAAUCAUCCCCCAAAAAAGAGCAAAGUAGUUUCUGUAAUGUAAUGUAUGAUUCAAGAGCUGGCAUAGCUAUGAAUGGUCACUCCUCAUCAAAUGAAAGGACAAUGUCACCUUAUGAAGUCCCCAUUGCUAUCUCACCAACUGCAAGGACUGUGUCGCCAUAUGAAGUACCUGUUAAAGAUGGCGAUUAUGAGCUACCCACUGAUGGUAUGCCACGUGUUCCCCAAUACAAUGUCUACGAAGCUCCUGCAAGUUGAACGUGUUAGUAUUUAUUUUGUGUGUAUUAUUAUUAUGUACAUGCCAUACCUUUUACAGCAGUCAUGCAUUUUUAGACUCAGUGUGAAAAAUCAAUAAUUCAUUCUUAUAAUACAAAAAAUGUUACAAUUAUUAUUAUCGCUAUUAUUAUUAUUGUUUGAUGAAAAGCAGGACAAAGUUCAAA